Momordica charantia (bitter melon) is the source of this 4837-nucleotide messenger RNA. The record is from RefSeq and is a predicted model, not a curated record. NCBI's taxonomy places the organism in Eukaryota, Viridiplantae, Streptophyta, Magnoliopsida, Cucurbitales, Cucurbitaceae.
AAAAAUGUCAGAAUGUAAUGUGGCAUCUAUUGGACGUAGUGGAACAACACUUAUUCACGAAUGGGAUAUCUCCUAACUACAGUUCGUGGGUACAUCACGGAGAACCACCUAACUAUGACCAAUAUGUAACAGRCACUCRUCCGUCCCAAGAGAACAUAAAUAGAGAGUGUAAUGUUACCAGAGAACAAGAUGAGAUGUCUGAGUUUCUAAAUGAUUUGAGAGGUCCGAUGGUAGAAGAUGAUGAAGAUGAAGAAGACUUUGCCUCUGGGAUGCUGACACAAGGUUUUGAAAGGGACAAUUCGAACGAGUUUGAGGACUUGAUGAAGGAAGCAACUAAAGAAUUGUACCUUGGUUGUACAAAAAUAAACUCGUUAAAUUUUUUGAUUAAGUUGAUGCACAUCAAGGUGCUAAAUAAGUGGAGUAAUAAAUCAUUUGAUAUGUUACUCGAAUUAUUGAAGGUAGCAUUUCCAGACAGUACGAACAUAUCUAGUUCAUUCUAUGAAGUGAAAAGGAAACUGCGUGUGUUAGGAUUAGGAUACGAGUCCAUCCACGCUUGCAAGUACGAUUGUGUAUUGUUUUGGAAAGAAUUUGCAAACUUCGAAGUGUGUCCAAAAUGUGGUGAGUCACGGUACAAAGAUACCGGUGAUAGUAGUAAAAAGAUCCCUCAUAAGAUAUUGCGCCAUUUCCCAUUGAUACCCAGGUUGAAGCGAUUGUACUCAUCGAAACAUACAACAUUUGAAAUGAGAUGGCAUAAGGAAAAGCGGGUUGAUACAGAGGGUGUGCUACGACAUCCAGAUGAUGCUACUGGGUGGAAGCAUUUGGAUACUGAAUUCCCUCAUUUUGCAUCAGAUCCUAGAAACGUUCGACUGGCUCUAGCUUCUGAUGGAUUCAACCCAUCAAGUAACAUGAACCAUUCGUAUAGUAUGUGGUCGGUUAUACUUGUACCGUAUAAUUUGCCACCCUGGAAAUGCAUGAAAGAACCAUAUUAUUUUAUGUCCUUGCUCAUACCUGGACCUAAGUCGCCUGGAAAAGAUAUUGAUGUAUAUUUGCAACCGUUGAUUGAGGAGUUGAAGGAGUUAUGGACCAAUGGUGUACGCACGUAUGAUUGUUUCAGUGGAGAAUAUUUUAAAAUGCAUGCAGCUUUGCUAUGGACCAUUAAUGACUUCCCUGCAUAUGGCGAUUUGUCUGGAUGGAGUACCAAAGCUAUCAAGCAUGUCCUAUUUGUAAAGAAGAUACAUCAUCGUUUAGAAUACGUGGUAAAAUAUCACUCAUGGGUCAUCGUCGUCAUCUUCCAGAAAUGCAUAGUUGGCAUAGGAGUAAAUGUCAUGAUGGAAAGAUUGAACGUAGGCUUCCUCCAGCCAUAAUGGAUGGAGAUGAGAUUCUUCAUGAAGUGACCUAUUUGAAAUUUCCCCCAUUUGGUAAGCAUCCAUCAAAUGCUAAAAAGAAGCGAAAGCGUGAUUCUAAUUGGACAAAAAGGAGUAUAUUUUUUGAACUUCCUUAUUGGUCGAAACUCUUGUUAAGGCAUAAGCUUGAUGUGAUGCACAUUGAGAAAAAUGUGUGUGAUAGCUUAGUUAGCACUUUGUUGAGUAUUGAAGGUAAAUCUAAGGAUACAUCAAACGCUCGUUUGGAUUUACAAGAUUUAAAAAUACGCAAAAAGUUACACUUACAGAAACAAGGUAAUAAGUAUCUGAAACCUCAAGCUACGUACACUCUUACAAGAAGGGAUUGGAUAGAAUUUUGUAAGUUCCUUAAAUCUAUCAAAUUUCCUGAUGGAUUUGUUUCAAAUAUAUCUCGAUGUGUUAGCGUUGAAGAUGGAAGAAUAUGGGGAUUGAAAACUCAUGAUUGUCAUGUGUUACUCCAACGAAUUCUUCCUAUCGGUAUUCGAGCAUACGUACAAAAAGAUGUGAGUACAUCUAUUGUUGAACUAUGUAAAUUCUUUCGUGAUUUAUGCGCGAAGAUAAUAUCCACAAGUGAUUUAGAUCGUUUAGAAGCUGAUAUAGUACUCAUACUUUGUAAGUUGGAGAAGAUAUUUCCCCCAGCAUUUUUUGACGUCAUGAUACACCUUGCCGUUCAUUUACCUUACGAAGCAAAAGUAGUUGGUCCUGUUAGUUACAGUUGGAUGUAUCCUAUCGAGARAAGCUUGUGGACUUUGAAACAAUACGUUACAAACAAGGCUCGUCCAGAGGGUUCAAUAGCAGAAGCCUUUGUCAUGAAUGAAGCGUUGACUUCCUGUUCAUUGUAUCUAACAGGCAUUGAGACUAGACUUAAUAGGGACGAACGGAACGAUGAUAUAUUAACUGAUAAUGAGAUUUGUGGGAAGUUUGACAUAUUUAGACAGAGCGCACGACCAUUAGGGUGCCCGACAUUGCGUAGACUAUCUGAUGAUGAGAAAAGAAUAGUUCACUGGUAUGUACUGAACAAUUGCGCAGAAAUAGAAUCUUAUCGCAAGUACAUUUCCAUUGCAUUUAUUAAUGAAGCAUGCAUACUCCAUAAUCUAUUGAAUUUAUGUUUUGCUUCUAACAAAAGGCAAUAUUUGAGCAUGCUUCGACCUUGGGCAGUAAGCACGGCAGACUUAUAUAGAAAUCACCAAUUACAGUUUCCCGAUUGGUUUAAAUCUCAAGUUUUAGAACUACGAAAAGAUGGAAAUAUAUCUGAUGAUCACUACUCUUUAGCUCACGCAGUUAUAGUGGUUGCAUUGUGAAUCGUACACGUUUUCACAAUACAGAGCGGGAUACGCGUCGAGUAACACAAAAUAGUGGAGCCAUGGUGUCAGGAGAUACUGAAGGAGAUGAUAAGAAUUUCUAUGGUGUCUUGAGCGAGGUUUUAUACUUGGACUACUGUAUUAGAAGACGUGUCAUGACAUUUAAAUGUAACUGGUUCGACACGGAUGUGAAAAAAAAACGAUCAGUAGUAGAUUUAGGAUUUGGAACGAUCGAUACGUCUCACUACUGGUAUGUGGAUGACCCAUUUAUCCUUGCUAGUCAGGCCCAACAGGUUUUCUACGUGGACGAUCCUAAAUUGGGAAAAAAUUGGAAGGUAGUGCAGAUAGUUCAAAAUAAACGUUUGUGGGACGUCCCAGAACUAGAUGAUGUGGAUAAUGAUGAAGUUAAUCUGUUAGAGAUAGAAGGUGGUAUUACCAUCGAUCAAACUAUUGCAGAUAGUUCUUACUAUAGAGAUGACGUUACUCCAACUGUUGUUGAUCUACAAAUCAUUGAAGAAAGAGUUAACACGGGUCCACCAUUGAACAUAGACGAUAGUUUUAUAAAUGACGAAGAGCAGAAUGUUGAAGUAUCUCAUUCUAAAAGUUCAGAGACUUUAGAAUCAAAUGAAUUUGAAAGUGAUUAAGUAUGGCUCGAAACACACAAGGGGAGGCCGAAGAUAUAUUCAAGCAAGGGCAACGGGAGGAAGUUUGGGAGACGACUCCCAAGACAUCCCUUCCAGUAGUGCUACUCAGUCUCAUAAGGGACGGGGAGUAACUCGGUGUGUACAAUUGACAAGGAGGUGGGAAAAGAUGGGCCUGUCUCUAUUGUAAUGGACGAGUUCUCACAGAAGCCAAUAUGCAAGAAUGCCACACGCAUGUCAAAUGCCAUAAGAUCCAUUGUUCGAGAGAAUUUCGACCCAGCACUGUACUCCCGUUGGUUGGACGUACCGAUGGAAGUUAGGGAUGCAGCAAAACAACGCAUAGUGAAUUUGUUCAAGGUGAACAUGUCACAGGCGAUAAUAAGGAAGUAUGUACACACAGCACUACGAACAACAUUUAAGGAGUUUAGGGCAGAAUUGCAUGCCCACUACAAAGAAAAUGGACCUCCCAAUGUAGCUCGGGAGAAACCUCAUGCUAGAAUCACGAAGUUGCAGGAUUGGCACAAGUUGUGCGACAGAUGGGAGACUCCAGAUUGGAAGGAAAAAUCAGGAAAAGCCAAGAGAAGUAGAGCGAAGUUACCAUACAACCAUCGGGCUGGGUCAAAAUCUUUCGGUCGCCUGCAACACGAAUUGAAAGAACGGAGGGGUGUCGAGAUCGGCCCCAUAGAAAUGUUUAAAGAGACCAGGCAUCCAGACAAAGGGUGGGUCUCUGGAGGGGAAUCGACAUAUGUAAGGGUUAAGUCGUCGUAUUCGUUAUGGGAGUACAUGAUAUUAAAAUAGUAUGUUACAUGUAACUCACCUUUCGUUUACACGACGCAUUGAUGGCCAUGAAGAACGCACCUGUAUCCGAAGGUGCAGACCCACCCACAGACAAAGAUUGUUGUCUCGCGGUUUUUGGUUCUCAAUCUGGAUUCGUUGCGAAUAUGGGGUUAUGCCCACCGCCAUUAGCACGCGGUGGACGAAGCUCGUCGCAACUGGAGGAAUUGAGGGAGACUAGCGACCAGUUGAGGCAAACAAACGAAGAGCUGAAAGAGACAAACGAAGAGCUGAAAGAGACAAAAGAGGAUCUGAGGCAAACAAAAGAAGAGUUGAGAGAGACGAGAGAUCGACAGAAUGUCUCAAAUGAAUGAUUGAGCAAGAAUGAAGAAAUUCUAAAUAAAAUGCAAAAGCAUGAAGCAGAAAUGCGUAACGAGUUGAACAUCUUCAGUCGUGCAAUGGCACAAAUCAUGAGUCAACAAAGCUCAGAACUCGAUUCGCCGUUUGGAUAGGUACUUUUGGGAAUUACUAUUCUGCAAGGCUUCACGUGUUAGAAGAUUAGAUAGGUGAAACUUUUUUGGAUAGGUGCAACUUUUGUAGACGGGUGCAACUUUUGUAGAGAUGAAGUUUUUGUGCAACUUUUGUUGUGAUGUAAUAUUUUAUUAUUACAUCCUCAACGAUUGUAACGUACAUAAAUUAGGGAUACAAAUUUUGUAACAUA